Messenger RNA from Electrophorus electricus (electric eel), 3787 nucleotides. RefSeq names its product C2 calcium-dependent domain-containing protein 4C. NCBI's taxonomy places the organism in Eukaryota, Metazoa, Chordata, Actinopteri, Gymnotiformes, Gymnotidae. The record is from RefSeq and is a predicted model, not a curated record.
UGCCAUUGGCUGGUUUAAGUAAACACCGUUGACGGAUCCUGUGAUAAAAGCAGGGACUCGCAGCCCUUCACGACGUUUAGUCUCUUCCCCGGAGUAACAGCCCACGUAAGUUAAACUAGUCGCUAUACAUCGCAUGGAAAGGAUAAGCAGGUAUCUGUCUCUUCCCACGCUCGGAACGACUGCGCGCAGCGACUGUUCACAGUAAGUUCCACGAGGCUGUUCAACAGGGUUUGACUCUUCCCACUUGCCCCUCCCCCAGCAGAGAAAAUGUGGCUCCUGGAGAAGAUCCGUGGUUCUGUGGAAGGUAACGUGCUCCGGCAGGGUGACUCGGCCGACAAGCAGAGCAAGACCCCCGCCUACAGCAACGUCCUGACGCCCGACAAGAUCCCUGACUUCUUCAUUCCGCCCAAGCUGGUGUGCUGCCCACCGGAGGCCGAAACUCCUGAGCUGAAGCCCAAGAAUGGGCUGCACUCCUCGGCCUCGGAGCAGGCCAUCUGCAGCAAGACGCCGCAGUGCAGCACGCGCAGCCCGCGCCUCAUGUGCAAGCUCGCAGGGGACACCAAGAAUCUGCUGAAGGCCGCCAACCGUCACAUCAUCCAGAUCGAGAGCGCUGAUGACCUAGCGGCUGGCGACGCAGGUGACCUCACCACCAACGCCGACCCGCAGUCCCAGACGGCCAUGUCGCUGCCGUACGUGCCAAAGGCACAGACGUCGUACGGCUUCGCCACGCUGAUGGAGAGCCCGCACACGCGCCGCAAGGAGUCGCUGUUCCACAGCGACCCCACCAGCCCCCUGACUUCGCCCAACGUGCAGCGCCGCACGCAGGGCAACCACCUGAACCCGAGCGACUGCAACACGGCGCACGCCAACCCGUACCGCUACUUCAGCGGUGGUGAGAGCGACACGUGCUCGUCGGCCGAGUCGUCGCCCUUCAACUCGCCGCUUCUGUCGCGCUCAGCCUCGCUGCUGCGUAUGGUGACGCACGAGACACGGGUCAAGGUGUCGCGCGCCCGCCGCUCGCUCGCGCGCCACAGCUCGCUCUCCACGGACGAGUGCAGCUCGGUGGAGACCAGCCCCAGCGUGCCACGCCGCCGCCACUGCCCCCCAUCGCCGGCCUUUGGCGGGCGCAAGGCGGGCGCCGGCGCCGGCGCCGAGCGCCUCACGCAGCACACGGUCAACCUGCACAAGGGUGGCACGCUGCGCCUGUGCGCGGACUACGACACGGAGGCAGCUCGCCUGCGCGUGCGUGUGCUCGCCGCCGAGGACCUCUACGAUCGGCAGGUGGACGUGAAGAGCAUCAACUGCUGCGUGGCACUCUACCUGAACCCAGGCAAGCAGCAGAAGCAGAGGAGCACCAUCAUCAAGAACAGCCGCAACCCCGUCUUCAACGAAGACUUCUUCUUCGACUCGCUGUCCGCUGCCCAGGUGAAGACCCUGGCCCUCAAGAUGAAGGUGGUGAACAAGGGUACCAGCCUGAAGAGAGACACCCUGCUUGGGGAGAGAGAGGUGCCCCUCAAGGAGCUCCUCGCUGGUUUCUAGCCUGCAGGCUUCACCCAAACACAACACGAUGUACUGAACUGGAAGAGACAGACUUAUUUUCCCCUCUUAUCUUCCCCUGCGAGAGGUCACCUUUCCAGUUUUGUAGACAGAAAGUAAAUUAGUAAGAAGGGGUCUGUUUGUGUUUGUGCGUAUGUGUUUGUGCAUGCAUUUCAGCAUGCAUUCUUUGUGUAUGCACAAGGUGUGUCAGUGUUUGAAUUCUUUUGUACAUAGCACUUGCUGUAAGCGUGUGUUUGUGUGUGUGUGUUUAAGGAAUUCCUCUGAUUCACUAUGGAAACUGCUUCGAUAGAGCCUGACUGCAGUUCUCUGCACUGCACUCAUGUACAGUGGCUUUGAAGGGGCAUGAUGUUACACACAGAUGCAUGCUUCAUCUGGGCUUCGAAAGCCUUUCCUUGUUAUGCUUCGUCUCUGAGAUGUCCUUAUUACUGGAGCAUGUCAGUGAUCAGGCUGUUAUAUUGUUCCUGAUCUAGAGAUUUCGGUUCCUUGUUCGUUAAUUACUACAAUUCCGAUUAUUUAUUAUUUUUUAUGGGAUGAAAUCACCCACCAGCCUUAUGAACGGCAAACUGCACACAUAGUGACAGAUACAGUACUGUAUGGACAUCUUUUGAUUGGACCUGCUGGUACAACGUCACAACUACUACCCUGUUCCUGUAAAUACUGGGCCACUCAUGGUGUACGUUUGUAACUGGGAGCUUCGAUGGGCCUCACUUGAGUAUUUGCACACUGUCUUGGCAUGUUUGUUGAAAUGUCGUGAGCACAGCUGAGGUGUACUUGCACGGACAAAUGCAUAAGCCAUUUCUUUUCUUAAAAGAUGUUGAAUACUUUAGUGCUACCUAAAAGUACUCGGUUUGCUUUCCUAGCCUGUGGUGGUUACUUAUGACUCACUGUACCCAGUUACUACUCCAAAUAAUCACUGUAAUUGUGUGGAGUUUAUAACUGGCUUCGCUGAAAUCAUCUUGUGCAUUGGUGUAAUGAGCCAAAAGUGACCAGGGCCCCUUAUAGUGCAUCUUAUUUUUCAGAGAGCAUCCUCAAUGAGAGCUCUGAGAGCUCUUUAAUCAAAUUAGCAUUCGGGGGUCUCCACAGUGUAGCAUGGAUAGAAGCUUAUAGUCACUGUUGGCUUAGAGUCACCGGUGUUAACCGGUCAGUCAGCAGAGAAUGGUACCAAUGCUAUUCUCUGGUUUGCUCUGGUUAGUGUUAAAUAAUUUAGGAGGAGGAGUUCAGGUUGGGACCGCCUGCCUGGUCACAAUACAAGGUUAGUCUUUUGAUGGAAAAUGAACACACAAAUAUGAGGGACAUAGAAAGAUGGGCAGGCCCACCAACAAACAGCCUGCCAGCCUGCCAGCCUGCCAGCCAAUCAAAUUCAUUGUUUAGUCCAAUUUUUGCAUAAACUCUGUACUUGGUUUGUCAAGUCACUGAUUACACUCUCCAGGAUCUGUAGCGACCGGACAGUUUUAAAUCCAUUUCCGAGGCUCGCCGCUGAAAUGAUUCUUAGUAAACAGGUGGCAUGAUUCAGAUCUAUUCUGAGCAUUCAUUUGAAGCAGUGAAAUUGCAGGUAUUAGAUUCCCUAUUAGCUCUGUUUCAAGAGCAGAGACUUCCAUUCUGUAGCAGCCAGUGAAAGUGCAAUUAACUAUGGGCAAAUGAUUUUUGAUUGGCAGAAAUCUCUCAAAUUAAAAGACUGAAAGACGGGUCUGCACACAGGAGGGAGUCAGAGGACUCGCUGCUGGGACAUUAGAUUGAUAUUUCAUUUUGGUGUUUCUGUAGAUGAGAUUAAAGUGUCUUGCACUUGCUUUCAGAAUUUUUGAAAAAUAAAGUGCCUAUCCAUGGAACUUGAUGCAUGUCCUUCAGUCUGCCAUAAGGUAGGUCUAUAUGUGCAUCCCUGCUCUUCCCUGAUGUGUGUGUGUGUGUAUGUGGAUUAGCCUGCAUUCGCCAAAUGGAAAUAGAUGUACUGUAAUAUCGUGCCUCCCAGUUCUAUUGUGUGGGAGUUUCUAUAUUUGCUGGUUUUGAAGGUGGUUAUUAUUGGUUUUGAGUGAAUGCGUUUGUCAUUGUGGCCGUUUAACACUUAUUUCACCAAGCAGAGAUUCCAGCAGUGACUUCAUUCUUUGCUAGUCCCCUAAAGCAGUUUUGUCACACUCCUCACUCCUAACUUUCCAUUGAUCCCGUGAACCCAGAGUGAAACAGUAUUGACAUGUCUAUUUUGGUGACUCGUUCAAUAAAGGUUGUGUAGAUGGUG